Messenger RNA from Theobroma umbraticum, 1233 nucleotides. RefSeq names its product copper transporter 5.1-like. Gene Ontology annotation, molecular function: copper ion transmembrane transporter activity. The record is from RefSeq and is a predicted model, not a curated record. NCBI's taxonomy places the organism in Eukaryota, Viridiplantae, Streptophyta, Magnoliopsida, Malvales, Malvaceae. Gene Ontology annotation, cellular component: plasma membrane. Gene Ontology annotation, biological process: copper ion transmembrane transport.
GAAGGGCAAAUGGAUGUGUCUAUUUGACAAGAUUGAUAAUAACAUUGUCCCUAUCUUAAUCAGCCUUAUAGCCCAAGAGUACAAGUUAAAAAAGGUUUGGCGGCUCAAUCCGAAUUUGUUUCCAACGUUAAUUAUGAAUUAAUCGUUUCCCUUCGUAUAAUCCAAAGUCCGAAUUGACCCACAAAGAUAAACCAGCUGGCCCGCCUGACCCACACUUUCGUGAACGUUACAACUUCUCUUAAUCCAAGAAGUAACAAGGGUUAAUUUUGUUUGUUUGCCCGUAAAACCCUGAAAAAGGUCAAAAAAAAAAAAACAAAGAAGCAAAAUGGUAAAUAUAACAUCAAACAAUGGCAUUUUCCAAACAUAAAGUACCAAUCCUAUUCUCAAAUUGUACUACACAAAUUUAGAUAUAGUACAGCUGGGUUGCAAGUUGCAACGUCUUCUUUUAUGAAUAUAAAUUCUUCAACUUUAAUCUUUGAUCUCUCUUUUGGUUCUGGGAAACUAAGGAAAAAUGUUGUACUUCAUUUAAUUUAUUGACAUUGAUUUUCUUUUCUUUUCUUUUCUUCACCGUAAAAAACUGUGGAGAUGAUGCACAUGACCUUGUACUGGAGCCGGCAGGUGACUCUCCUGUUCAGUUCCUGGCAGACCGAGUCAUGGCUGAGUUACGCGUUGACUCUUGUGGCUUGUGUUUUGGCUUCUGCUUUUUACCAGUACUUGGAGCACGUAAGGUAUCAGGUCAGGCGGGGAGGGAAGCCGGCGGAGGGGACGGCUGAAGAGCCGCUUUUGCUGCAGCAGAAGGGAGCUGGGGCUGGAAAUAGAGGUAAGUGUUCGGUGAAGAAGAUCGUGGGAGGGGUGCUUUUUGGGUUGAGCUCGGCUUUAGGGUAUUUGUUGAUGCUGGCGAUUAUGUCGUUCAAUGGAGGUGUGUUUCUGGCUAUUGUUUUGGGCUUAACGGUUGGGUUUUUGGUGUUUAGGAAUGAGGAGGAUGAUGAGAUUGCUGGCGUUAAUAUCACUUGUGCCUGUGCCUAAUGGAAGAAAGGGCAGUUUAUUUUCCCCUUUUUCUAUUCUGUUUUCUUUUUUCAGGCGUAGGUGCCUGGGCUCUGUCUGUUUCUGGGUUUGGAUUGGGUGAUCAUGGUGUGUGUCAAUAUGUAAUCAUCUGACUCUCUAAGUUAAAAAGUCAUUACUGUAAUUGUCAAUCGGUAGUUUUUCUAUUUAUGAUUGUUUGUUUUGGGAGAA